AUGACCGAAAACGUUAAUAUAAGCAAUACAAUUAUUGCCGAUAUACCAAUUUUCAACAGUAAUCAUGGUGUUUUUGACAAUACAUCAGAAAUGGUUGGUAACAAUCUUCUCAAUUUGAGUAAAGACUUAUCUGGUAUUCAAACAUUAAAUGUAACCCAAAAUACUUUAAAUUUAUGUAUUGAAGACAUAUCCGAGAAUAGUAAUACAAAUUUAUUGGAUAAGUUAAGACAUUGGGUUUUAGAAUAUAAAAUUUCACAUAAUAGUUGUAAUUCACUACUUAUUAUAAUGAGGUCGGAGGGAUUGAAAGUACCCAAAGAUGUGCGUACUCUUAUGAGAACACCUAAAACACAUGAAAUUUGUAAUAUGACUAAUGGUACUUACAUUCAUUUAGGCUUUGAAAAUAUGUUAAUACCAGUUUUAGAGUUAUAUUAUAAAAAUGUAGGAAUAUCUGACAACAAUUUAAAAAUAGGGAUUAAUAUUGAUGGUUUACCUUUGGUAAAAAGUUCCAAAAGUCAAAUAUGGCCAAUUUUAGUUUCUAUUUUAAAUUUUAAGGAAUUGCGUACUAAUGUUUUUCCUAUUGGUAUUUUUCACGGUUACCAAAAGCCUCAAUCGGUUGAAGAAUUUUUUAAUCCAUUUGUUUCGGAUAUUUUAAAAGUAUUAAAAGAUGGUUUGUAUGUAGGAGGAAAAUUGUUAAAUGUAGAGAUAUCAAAUAUAGUUUGUGAUGCCCCUGCAAAAUCCUUUCUUUUAAAUGUAAAGAGUCAUAAUGCUUAUUUUGGGUGCACAUCAUGUGUGGAGGAAGGAACCUAUUUACAAAAUCGUGUAUCUUUUCUUGGAACGGAGUCAAAAUUAAGAACUGAUGAAUCAUUUCGCAAACAAUUUGAUGAUGACUAUCAUAAAGGGGAUAGUCCAUUACUGAAUUUACCAAUUAAUAUAACUGAAGUAGUAUGCUUUGACUAUAUGCACAAUGUUUGCCUUGGAGUAACAAAAAGAUUGAUAGAAUUUUGGGUUAGGGGCAAAAAAAGACAUUAG
Macrosiphum euphorbiae (potato aphid) is the source of this 1029-nucleotide messenger RNA. The record is from the annotation of a GenBank genome assembly. NCBI's taxonomy places the organism in Eukaryota, Metazoa, Arthropoda, Insecta, Hemiptera, Aphididae.